This is a messenger RNA of Uncinocarpus reesii 1704, 2022 nucleotides long. RefSeq names its product nucleolar GTP-binding protein 1. Gene Ontology annotation, biological process: ribosomal large subunit biogenesis. Bases 1 to 2022 code for a protein of 673 amino acids. The record is from RefSeq and is a predicted model, not a curated record. NCBI's taxonomy places the organism in Eukaryota, Fungi, Ascomycota, Eurotiomycetes, Onygenales, Onygenaceae. Gene Ontology annotation, molecular function: GTPase activity; RNA binding; GTP binding. The transcript is spliced from 5 exons. Gene Ontology annotation, cellular component: nucleolus.
AUGAAGACAACAUGGAAAGACAUACAACCUGUGCCAACGAGCCAGGAAUUCCUCGACAUUGUCCUCAGUCGAACGCAAAGGCGGUUGCCGACACAGAUUAGGGCCGGAUUCAAGAUCAGUCGUAUUAGAGCUUUUUACACCCGAAAGGUCAAAUACACCCAAGAAACUUUUUGCGAGAAGUUCCAGGCUAUCUUGGAUGGGUUCCCGAGGCUGCAGGAUAUUCACCCCUUCCAUGGUUGUUGGCAGUUAAGCUGGUUUCUAACACUCGCUUUCCUACACGCAGACAAGGACCUGCUGAAUACUCUUUACGAUGCGGAUCAUUUCCGAAUUGCGCUUGGUCAGCUAUCAACGGCAAAACGUUUGGUCGAAACCGUAUCUCGAGAUUAUGUACGCCUUAUCAAAUACGCACAGUCAUUGUUCCAAUGUAAGCAGCUCAAAAGAGCUGCUUUGGGUCGGAUGGCCACGAUUUGCAAAAGGCUGAAGGAUCCAUUGGUAUAUCUGGAACAAGUACGACAGCAUCUUGGUCGUUUGCCUUCGAUUGACCCCAAUACGAGAACGCUUCUUAUCUGCGGGUAUCCUAACGUAGGGAAGUCGAGCUUUUUAAAGAGUAUCACGAAAGCGGAUGUGGACGUGCAGCCAUAUGCUUUUACCACGAAGAGUUUGUUUGUUGGUCAUUUCGAUUACAAAUACCUUCGAUUCCAAGCGAUAGACACACCCGGAAUCCUGGACCAUCCACUCGAAGAAAUGAACACGAUCGAAAUGCAGUCGAUUACAGCUAUCGCCCAUUUGCGGUCUGCGAUUCUCUACUUCAUGGACUUAUCUGAACAGUGCGGGUAUUCUGUUUCAGAUCAAAUCAAAUUGUUUAACAGCAUCAAGCCCCUAUUCUCGAAUAAACUGGUUUUCAUUGUUGUGAACAAAAUUGAUGUUAUGCGCCCAGAGGACCUCGAUCCUACGACUAAAGAAGAACUUGAUAAGCUAUUGACUGUUUCGGGUGUCGAAUUGCUUCAGCUCUCGUGCACAACCACUGAGGGUGUAACGGCAGUCAAGAAUGCUGCGUGUGACAGGUUGAUUGCUGAGCGUGUGUCUCAGAAAUUGAAGACAGGUACCAACAGCUCCGGGGCAACUAGUGGUAGACUUGGUGACGUUUUGGCGCGCAUCCAUGUUGCUCAACCGUUGGGUGGUGUUCGCGAAGCGUUCAUUCCAGAAGCCGUUAAGAACCUUAAGAAAUAUGAUAAGGAGGACCCUGAGAGACGGAAACUAGAGCGGGAUAUCGAGAUGGAAAAUGGAGGUGCUGGUGUAUACAUCGCUGACUAUAAAAAGAACUACAAGCUUGCAGACAGUGACUGGAAUCAUGACAAGAUUCCCGAGAUCUGGGAUGGAAAGAACAUUUAUGAUUUCGUCGAUCCUGAUAUUGAGGAGAAACUCCAGCAGUUGGAGGAAGAGGAAGAGAAACUGGAAGCGGAGGGCUACUACGAUUCGGACGAGAGUGUUGAAGAUGCUGAAGAGGCAGAGAUUCGCAUGAAGGCUGAUUUAAUCCGAGAGAAGAGAGCACUGAUCCGCAACGAGGCCAAGAUGCGAAAAUCAUUAAAGAACCGUGCCCUUAUUCCCCGGAGCUCAAAGGCCAAGAAAUUAUCAGAAAUGGAAGCUCACCUCGACUCCAUCGGCUACGAUGCGACUGCAUCUUCUUCGCGUGCCCGAGAGCAAUCCCGUGGUCGUACUACAACCCGUAGCGAAGCUGACUUCAAUGAGGAUGCGAUGGACAUCGAUUCCACAGCUGAUUCUCGCCAGGCCGCGGUGCAAAGAGCUAAGAGCCGUGCUCGCAGCCAAGCAGCCACCAAUCGUCUUGUGGCCGGGGUUACCAGUACGACGGCGAGGUCCAAGGCAGAACGGUUAGCGAAAUUAGGACAAAAGAAGAUGAAUCGCAUGGCGAGACAAGGAGAAGCGGAUCGUCAUACGGUUGCUUCCUUGCCGAAGCAUUUGUUCUCUGGUAAGCGGACUGUCGGCAAGACGCAGCGACGUUGA